This is a messenger RNA of Nerophis ophidion (straightnose pipefish), 3794 nucleotides long. It is a transcript of the gene dbpa, whose product is annotated as D site albumin promoter binding protein a. Gene Ontology annotation, cellular component: nucleus. NCBI's taxonomy places the organism in Eukaryota, Metazoa, Chordata, Actinopteri, Syngnathiformes, Syngnathidae. Gene Ontology annotation, molecular function: DNA-binding transcription factor activity, RNA polymerase II-specific; RNA polymerase II cis-regulatory region sequence-specific DNA binding. The coding region runs from base 534 to 1661 and encodes 375 amino acids. Gene Ontology annotation, biological process: regulation of transcription by RNA polymerase II. The record is from RefSeq and is a predicted model, not a curated record. The transcript has 5 exons.
UCACAGCAGCGGCCCGUGUUGGUUCCAGCUGACUGGCGGAGAGAGAGAGAGGGAAAUAAGAGCUAUCAUCAUCAUCAUCACCUCUGCUGCAUCGGUUCUUUUCUGGAAGCUUCUUUUAUUGCUUUAUCUUCUUUCCCCACCCCUAUACUCUUCAUCUCACCGAUUGUCCCUUUCCGGUCUUCCCCUCCGCCAGGACCGUCUAGCUGUCUCCAUGCUGCUUUUUGUCCUCUUUUAAAGCGUCUCUUUUCCCGCCAAGGGACGUUUCAUGUCCGCCGAGUGCACGUGCGGAGGACUCGGCUGCACGGGGGCGCUGUGACAGGGGCUCUCGAGGGUCCACAGAGGGUGGGGGGGUGGGGGGAGAACUGUCACCAUGGUGCCAUUUUGGAGAUAAACCUUUUUCUUCGUCAACUUCAUGUUACGCGCACGCACCUGCUGCGCGCACGCGCACCUAUAUUUUUUUGGGCGUCGGUAAUUGGAUUAUUUUCGGAACUCGAACGGGUCACUGACCCCCCCACCCUCCCCCCUCUCGUGAUAUGUCGAAACCUCUGGUGCAGCUCCUGCCGCCGGAUCUCCCCUCAGGGACCAGCCCCCACUUCGGGGCCCCCAGCUCGGUGGCCGGCGGCCCCCAGGCUGGCCCCCUCACCUCCAUGACCAACCUCAAGACCCUGCUCCAGCUGCCCAUCAAGGCCGACCAGAGGGGCCAUAAGGACUGCUGCGAGAUGAAAGACCGAGAUAAACCAUUGGACUCGGAUGAGGACUCGCUGGGAAUCGGCUCUGGAGGGCCCAACGGACUGGGGGGCAGCCUGGGCUCGGGCCCCCUGCGUCCCAACUCCCAGUCGGCAUUCCUGGGGCCCCUGUUGUGGGAGCGGACCCUGCCGUGCGACGGCGGCCUCUUCCAGCUGCAGUACAUGGACCUGGAGGAGUUCCUGACCGAGAACGGGAUGGGCAUGCACAGCAACGGGCCCAGCUCCACCAGCGCCAAGAUCCCGUCUCAGAGUUCCCAGUCGGCCGUGCCCAACCAGAGCUCCCAGUGCCCCCCCAGCUCUCCUCCAUCAUGCUCCUCCUCGUCCUCCUCCAUGUCGUCCUCCUCGUCCUCGUCCUCUCUGCUGGGACUGGAGACCGUGCAGCCCCCGCCCCAACAACAACAACAACAGCAUCAAGCUAUGAUUGGAGCACCUGAGUGCGUACACGGCGGUCAGGCCGUGGCACAGAAUCCCUCUCCAACUUCCACCUGCCCUCCUGGAACGGAGGGCACUCCGGCACCCGCCAACGGCACCAGCGACGUGCAGGUGAACUUUGACCCCGACCCGGCGGACGUGGCGCUGUCCAGCGUGCCGGGCCAGGAGGCCUUCGACCCGCGCCGGCACCGCUUCAGCGAUGAGGAGCUGAAACCUCAGCCCAUGAUCAAGAAGGCUCGCAAGAUGCUGGUGCCCAAUGAACAGAAGGACGAAAAGUACUGGUGCCGCCGCGUCAAGAACAACGAGGCGGCCAAACGCUCGCGGGACGCCCGCCGCCUAAAAGAGAACCAGAUUUCGGUGCGGGCUGCCUUCUUGGAGCGGGAGAACGCCGCCCUGCGACAGGAAGUGGCCGACAUGAGGAAGGAGCUGGGCCGCUGCCGGAACAUCAUCAACAAGUACGAGAGUCGCCACGGCGAUCUGUGAGGAGGCAGAGGGAGCUUAACGACAGCAGCACUUUAGAGGAGGAAGUGUGGCGUUGACCAGCAGGCGGCGCCGUGCCACAUGUCAAUUUAGUGCGUCCGUCAGGGCAGGAUAAGUCCGCCCACUCCCCCCUAUCCCCCAUGUAGACAUCACCUCAUGUGACACAGUUGCUCCACCCACAUUUAGGAGGGGGGUGACGUAACUUUUAAGAUAACGGUCAGGAGGGGGGUCGUCUUUUCUAUGUAUGAAAAGUAUUUUUGACAGAAAGGAGGGGCAGGGCUGCGAGGAGGCGGGUCCAAGGUGUCCAUCACGCAAAGAGAAUUCAUGUAUAUUUUUCUACGCGCGCACGCCAGCAGGGCCAGCAAGACCGCCAUUUUUCUAGCUUUUAUACAUGGGCGGAGUGUUCUGGCGACCAACAUAAAGAAUCUAUUUUCACUCAAUGCAGGCGGGGUGGUGGGGCGGGGGGUGGUAUGGGAAUUGCGUCACAGAAUGUAUCACGGUCCAAUCAGGUAUUUCCUACGGUGCAAGAGGGCGGCGUGUGCAGUUGGAGCGCGGGUUAGGGUUCAGAGGUUAGGGGGUCGAUGUACAGUCCUUACACUUUUUAUUUUUUUUUGGUUGUCCUUCAACCUCACUUCCUGCUUUGGACGCCGCGUCUGGCUCGUGUCCCCCCCCUGACGUCAUUUUACACUACCGCCACACACACACACACACACACACACACACACACACACACACACACACACACACACACACACACACACACGGGUCGUGACCCUCUUUAUCGUUGUUUUGGACUUUGAUGGUGCUGAUAUUCACCUGAAACACACACACACACACACACACACACACACUGAAAUGCCUCUUGAUUUCUGUUUAAAUCCUUUUUGCAUUGAUUUGUGCUGGCGUAUGGAUAGAAGUGUAUCUGAAUGACACGUCUACACCUCUCCUUAAAAAUCUUUCCAGCCAUGGAUGCUCCCUACUGAUAAUACUGUACUCUUCUACUCUCACAAUAUAUAUAUAUAUUUAUAUAUAUAUAUAUAUAUAUAUAUAUAUAUAUAUAUAUAUAUAUAUAUAUAUAUAUAUAUAUAUAUAUAUAUAUAUAUAUAUAUAUAUAUAUAUAUAUAUAUAUAUAUAUAUAUAAGUGUACAUGAUAUAUGCUUGAAAUAUGUGAUCAUAGUUGUAAUAUACAUCAUUGAAUAUAUUACAGGAAAAGAAAACUAUUGAAAUCAGUUUGUCAGUUUUUCUCUCAGGUGUUUUUGUCUGAGUUAAAAAAAAUAAAAAAUAAAAAAUAAAACACAUAUUAAAAAAUGAUAUGCCAAAAAAAGUCAACAUUUGGUUGCACAGUUUGUGGAUUGUUGCCGGGUGGUGGGAAGGGAAUCUGUUAUUGUUUUACUUUUUAAUCAUGUUUAUUAAAGACGCUUGACCGAUAAGCCCCGCCCACAUUUAGCUGGACUGUCAUGGCCGACACUUCGCGUGUCCAAAUGUCUUUAUCUAUUAACAUAUUUGAUCUAUCCGAUGAGCAAUCUUUAUAUUUAUUUUUCUAUCCGACCAUCUAGUUUUCUACCCAUCUAUAUCUAUGACUAUCCACCUCUGUGCUGCUGUUAGCUGAAGCGAUGCUAAUGCUAAUCUGAGAACCGUGACAAUCCAAUCAUGCUCAGGUGUGUUGAUGACCGCCAUCUUCAUUCCAACAUGAGGCCAGAUGGUCAGUUUAACAGUUGUUUCCUUCUCUCUUUUUAAUCAAACAAAGCUUGAAAGUAAAAUACCAAAAUGGGAACAAACUUACCACAUUCUGCUAAGCUGUUGUUUUCUUCCUUUUACUCGCAAAAACUCCCCAUCCCCACUAACUUGUGACUUUGAAACCUGGGGUAAAAACAGGCGUGUUUGUGUGUGUGUGUUUUCUAUUUGAGACUUUGGAACCUUUUUCUAUGUCAGUGUGCAAUUGUCCGGCCUGGUGCAAUACUCCCUCUCGCCACGUGGGGUUCACAACAUUAACCACAGCCUGGUUGUUUUCUCUUACGUUUCCUUGUUGUGACUGUUAACUACUUCUACUUCUACUAAUCUUACUAAUACAAUUACUAGCGCCACCACGUCACACUUUUAAUGACGACACCAAUAAACCGUUGUCUUUUCCAACCA